Olea europaea var. sylvestris is the source of this 480-nucleotide messenger RNA. Its product is annotated as auxin-binding protein T92-like. The record is from RefSeq and is a predicted model, not a curated record. The transcript has 6 exons. Gene Ontology annotation, molecular function: protein dimerization activity; auxin binding. NCBI's taxonomy places the organism in Eukaryota, Viridiplantae, Streptophyta, Magnoliopsida, Lamiales, Oleaceae. The annotation marks the transcript as partial.
AUGAAGUCACUGUGGGAAGCAAAUUCAAUAAAAUAUCCGACUUUACAGAAUGUUGCAAGAGAUUUGUUAGCCAUUCCAAUAUCUACUGUGACAUCCGAGUCAACAUUUAGUUCAACUGAAAAUUCUACUCCUUCAUCAUACUCUAGAGCUUGUAUAAUAUUUAGCAAGAAGGAAGCUGACGAAGAGUUCUUGAUUUCUGUUUUACCUUCUGCAACUGGUGAAGCUUCCUACAGUUCGAAAGGAGUUCCGAUUGUGAGAAAUACAAGUGAACUUGCUCAGGAUAAUUAUGGGAGACUUGGAUUGUCACACAUUACAAUUGUUGGUUCCCUUUGGAUCGAGCUAUAUAGCCCACGUGAGGUUGAAGUGUGGCUGAAAACAUUUUCUCCGGGAGCUCAUACGCCAAUCCGCGGGCACUCGUGUGAGGAAUUCUUUCUGGUACUUAAGGGAAGUGGCACUCCGUAUCUUGCUUCUAAUACACAU